GUUAACCUAAGAAGUCAUUUUACCCUACAGUUAAAAAAGUGUGCGGUGUCAAUGCCCACCUGUAGACGGUGGGGCAAUACAAACUGUAUGCUUGUAAAAGUUAUUACCUCGAUUUGGAAUGCGGAUGGAGUCGAGUGAGGCAGAGCAGUGAGCAAUUUUGUUGAAUAGGUGAGCAGAGAAAUGGGUAAAUCUGUAGAGAAGGAAUUCCAACGAACUCUAACGAACUGCACCCAAGCCAUCGAUCGAACAUUCAUGCUUUUGAACGAGGCAGCUACUGGAUUGGAGAAAGUGCCAUGGACUGAUGUGAAGAAGUCUGCAGAGCAAGUAUCAAAGCAGGCCACUACAGCUGGGUUUUUAUGGAGUAGCCAGCAACUGAAACUGGCAACUGGACAGGAAAAUAUUAAAGCAUUUUGUGAUUCACUUCAUGGAUUCCUUUUACUUUGUCAUGGGAGUACAGUUGGUGCAGGACCUACUCUUCGCAAUGCUAUACAAUUGUCUGCAAAGCAAGUUGUAGAUUCAAGCCUCCAAUUUAUAAACAAGGCCAUCUCUGUAACUGGAGCACAAGAUGCAGAACGGAAAACAGUAAUACCACAAUUUGUUGGACGUGUGUGGGAAGCAUCCAAUAGUCUUGCCAAGACACCAACCUCCAAUAGUAUAGCAAUUGGAAGGAACUUGGCACAGGUUGCAGCAUCAGUAAAGGAUGUUAUUCGAGAAAUGGGGGAUCUUAAGGAGUCUGAGAUUCGUUUGGAAAAUGGAUUGGCAGGUAACGUUUCUGAGAUUAGAACAGAUGGUGUCGAAGGUCAAUCAGAUGGAGAGUCAACUUGCAGCCUUGAAAUUGAUGACAGACUAUCACCAGAAGAGAUGGAGAUUGCAAAAUCAGUUAAGGAUUUUGUUUCUCUCAUUCUUGUAGUUUUAAAGGAGAUCCUAUAUGCUAUUACUGGCAUGUCACAGUGCUUAAAGGAGAAUGACACAAUUUAUCUUCACCCUCUUGAAAGAAUAUUAGAGCUUUGUCAAGAAAUGAGCAUUCAAGUUGACGAGGUUGGAGCUUGUUGCUAUCCUCCCCAGGAGGUUCAAAAGAUAAGGGCUUCUACACAAAAAAUUUGGGAUUUCAUUGAUGGCCUUUGUUUGGAGCUUCAGAAAAUUGAUGGUUCUUCAUUAGAUGGAUUUAUGUUAGCAACUGGGAAGCUAGAAAAAUCUUUGGCCACCUUAAAAACAAUUCUAGAUGCUUCUGAUAGUGGGAAAGCAGAGGGGGAAAACUGACCAGCAGAUCAAAGUUUUAGGAUCUUGUCACCCCUUUUAAAAGCAUGUGGACUUGUGAUUCUUUAAAUCUGAAACACGUGCCUGCAUUAAGUCUGAUUAUGGAAUGUGAGGAAUUUGUUAAAACAGGUUCCAAUUUUUCUUUGGUGUAUUACAAGCGAGCUCAUUUCUCUUAGCAUCUUUUGUACUUGAGCUUGAUUUUUAUGUAUUUUGUUCAGCCGGCCCAUGUAAAAGAAUAGGUCAAAAUUCAUCCUUUAGUUUGCAUGGCCCAUACUAAGACAGUCCUUAUUCUUGAUAAUUGAUGCAUUUAUGACAAUCUAAGAAAACAAUCAGCUGUUAUUUCGAAA
Molecule: messenger RNA, 1604 nt
Organism: Cryptomeria japonica (Japanese cedar)
Lineage: Eukaryota; Viridiplantae; Streptophyta; Pinopsida; Cupressales; Cupressaceae
Exons: 4
Coding region: 181-1260 (359 amino acids)
Biological process (GO): regulation of cell cycle
Cellular component (GO): nucleus
Source: RefSeq, a predicted model, not a curated record